This is a messenger RNA of Emiliania huxleyi CCMP1516, 483 nucleotides long. RefSeq lists its product as hypothetical. The coding region runs from base 1 to 483 and encodes 160 amino acids. The transcript has a single exon. NCBI's taxonomy places the organism in Eukaryota, Haptophyta, Isochrysidales, Noelaerhabdaceae. The record is from RefSeq and is a predicted model, not a curated record.
AUGCGGCUCGAGAGGCUGCCGCCGCUGGUGCAGCUUUCUCUGCGCGGCUGGUCCCGGCUCGGGGUGCUGCAGGUGAGCUGCGCCAGCCUCGCGCGCCUCAACGUCUCGCAGUGCACGGUGCUCUCCCUCCUCGUCGUCCGCGCGCCGCUCCUCUCCUCGCUCAACGCGUCGGGCUGCCGCACGCUCGGCGAGGUCUUCCUCGGCCGGUGCGCCGUCCUUCGCUCGCUCAACUUGGCGCAGUGCAAGGCGCUCCACGCGAUGCGCGCGCCAGCGGCAGCUCGCCUCGACACCCUCAACCUCUUUGGCUGCCGCGUGCUCCCGCCCGAGUCGCUCACGCCGCUGCUGCACACCUCCGGCGCGGCGCUCCGCCAGCUCAACAUGAAUGGCUGUGUGGGCACCAUCGACCUCUCCGAGGCGACCGUGCGCCAGCUGUGUCCACAUCUCGUCCAGCUUGACUGCCAGGGCCGGAAGGCAAAGUACUAG